CAGCAGAGGAGGCGACACGGCGAGCCGGGCCGCGUCUGCGCGUGUCAGGGGCGAGACACGCGGGCGACUCAACACUUCACAGCGAGGGUCACCAGUUUCAGAUCUCAUCACAGGAUACAGCUAUCAAGAAUAAGAUAGUUUUGCAUGGACUUGGAAAGAAGCACUCGAACAGUGACUCCAUGCAUUUGUCGUGAUGGCAUCAAAAGAUCCUGCAUAUGAGAUCAUUAGAACCAACAAAGUGAAACUCCUGCAAUGUCUCCAAGUGCAGUCAUCAAAAGUGCUUGACCAUUCACAACAAGCAGGGAUAGUCCUGUACAGUGAAUACGCGUUCCUCAAAAGCGAGAAUGACCCCAUUGCACGAACACGGCACCUGGUUGACCUGGUGCUCGACAAGGGAGAAGAUGUGUGCAUGAGAUUCAUUGAAGCCGUGCUGGUGCCGCUGAGAUCCGAGAUCCCUCUCUUGGAUCAGUGGAUAUCACAGCAUGAGCAGCAGCUCAACGUGAUAGGUGUCGAUCUGAGCAGAACUGCGGGUAAAGCCAUCCCUGGAGCAGCUUCUCGCAAAACAAACAAGACAAGUGGUUGGAACAUUUUUGAUAUGAUACAAAAUAAAUUUUACAAAGAUAACCCUGGUGAUGAUUACAGAGAAUUCUUGCUGAAGUUGACAUCAUUAACACGAGACUACGACGCACGACCUGGAGAACCUGCAGUGUUUUUGCUGGAGAGGAUGGUGAAGCCAAUUCUGGUUCUCUACUACCGCCAUCAAGAAACCAAGGAGCACGAGUUACUAGCUAGAGGCAAGCAGCACGAGGAGCUGAUGAAGAGAGCACAGAGAGAAGGGAUGACUUACAAGAAGCUCUUUGAUCCCAUUGGUUCCAUUGGAAACAAAACACACCCCCGAAUGGUUAUUGUAGUGGGGACUCCAGGCAGCGGUAAAACCAUGUUGAGCAAAUUAAUUGUGCACAGCCUGCUGUCAGGUGAGAGAGUGUUUGCACGACGCUUUGAGCACAUUGUGCUCAUAACGUUCAGGGAGAUAAAUGAUGUUGGAGAGGUGUCCCUCGCAGAGCUGUUUUCUGUGCUGCACUCAGGUUUGGGAAACAAAGCGGAUGAGGUUUUCACAAACCAAAAGAGAACCCUUUUUGUUAUGGAUGGGUUGGACGAGUUUGGAAAGUGCCUUCACUAUGGCAGUGCUUGUACUGAUCCACGUAAGACGGCAACAGUAGAAGCCAUCAUUGCUGCCCUGGUGAAUGGAAAUCUCUUGCCCAAGGCCUCGGUCUUGAUAACGACCAGACCCAUUGCCAUGGAGCAGCUGAGUGGAGUGAAUGUUGAUCGAGCUGUUGAAAUCACUGGAUUUUCCAACGAAGAUAAAAUAGCAUUCUUUAACAAAUUUUACCAAGAUAGGAGUCUAGCAGAAAGGGCACUCAAGCUCCUGCAGGAAAAUGAAACCGUGAAUACAUUGUCCCAGAACCCUUCAUUCUGCCAUAUAGCAGCCAUUACACUGAAGGAACAUUUACAGAAGUCUGCUCAUUCUGAGAUUAUCCUCAAAUCAAUGACCGACCUCUUCACACAAUACGUGUUUGGGCUCAUAGAACACCAUGGACGUGGCAGCCGCGGAGCCAAGAAAAUCGUAUCGUCUCUUGCCAAUAUGGCUCUAAAGGGGGUUCAGCAGAACAUCCAGAUGUUCAGCCAAAAAGAUCUAGAAGAGUGUGUUGUUAGUUCUUAUGAACUAGGAAGUACAUUCAUCAACAAAGUGUUCACAUGUGAGGGCAUUAAACAAGGGAGUUGUUAUUCAUUUUCACACUUGACAAUGCAGGAAUUCUUUGCAGCAAUAGCCGUGCAUCUGUCACAUUCAACACGGCCAGUGAGUGACGUCAUCAAAGCUAUUGAGGACAGCAAAGAUGGGAGGUUUGAUGUGUUUCAGAGGUUUUUUUGCGGACUAGCAUCAAGCACUCCGUGGAAGUUAUUUGAGGGUAUCUUGGAUCCUCCAUCUGCGGAUUCUCAAAAGGAAAUAAUCGAGUGGCUCAAUCGCAGCAUGGAGACUCAGAAGGAUGACAAACACAGGCUUAUCAGUCUCCUGCACUGUGUGCACGAGCUGAAUGACCGCAAGUCCCUGAGUGAUGCCACUCGGUCCAUGACUAGGGUAGACCUAUCGAAGACAAGGUUGUCCCUGCCAGACUGCGCUGCCGUCUCCUGGAUCCUGCUGUAUCGAGAAGAACCUGUGGAGACACUCAACCUAUUGGACUGUGGCAUCGGCACUGAGGAAAUGAAGAGGCUUCAGCCUGGACUGCACAGAUGUAAAGAGCUAAUGCUGAAUAACAACAAGAUCAGAGACAGCGGCCUCCGACUUUUAGCGGACGGGAUGUUGGGGAGAGAAGGGAGUUUGGAGACGUUAGACCUGUAUAAGUGUUCACUGACAGACAAGUCGGGUUCCUCUCUCAGUGUCAUCCUCAAGGCCAACAUAGGUUUGAAGAUUCUCUGGCUGAGUCACAACGAGAUCGGAGACAGCGGCCUCCGACUUUUAGCGGACGGGAUGUUGGGGAGAGAAGGAAGUUUGGAGACGUUACAUCUGUCUGCCUGCUCCCUGAUAGACAAGUCGGGUUCCUCUCUCAGUGUCAUCCUCAAGGCCAACACAGGAUUGAAGAGUCUCACGCUGCGUUUCAACACGAUCGGAGACAGCGGACUCCGACUUUUAGCGGAUGGGAUGUUUGGGAGAGAAGGAAGUUUGGAGACGUUAGAUCUGUGGAACUGCUCACUGACGGACAAAUCGAUCCCAGCUCUUCAUGACAUCAUGAUCACCAACAAAGCAUUGAGGACACUCAAGUUGGAGAGCAAUGGCUUCAGUUGCAAGGGGAUGGAGGAGCUGAAGAGCAAAUGGACUCACAGAGGAGGCCUGGAUAUUUAUGUUUAAGCUGAGAGGCGACGCUGGCCCUGCAACAGACGGAGGUGCCCCACGCGCGACUCGCACAGCAGCCCGGCGCAUUUCACCUCCACAGCUCCGAUCACCGGCACCGACUCUGAGCCGGGCUGAGACGACAGAGCGGGGAGCUCUUUGUGAGCUCCACACGAAGCCGAGGGUGAACGCGGGUCCAAGAUGCCGAUGAGCGUGGUGAUUCCGAUGAUGUGUAACUGUAUUUAUGAAUAUGGUGUCGGGA
This is a messenger RNA of Lethenteron reissneri (Far Eastern brook lamprey), 3149 nucleotides long. Its product is annotated as NACHT, LRR and PYD domains-containing protein 3-like. Gene Ontology annotation, biological process: regulation of apoptotic process. The record is from RefSeq and is a predicted model, not a curated record. NCBI's taxonomy places the organism in Eukaryota, Metazoa, Chordata, Hyperoartia, Petromyzontiformes, Petromyzontidae. Gene Ontology annotation, cellular component: cytoplasm. Gene Ontology annotation, molecular function: protein binding.